AAAGUGUGUUUUAAAACGGCCUAACCUAUUAACAGCAUAUACAUCUGUGUCCUUGUUUACAUAUGGUUUCUCUUCUUUGUUUUUUGUUUUCGUCUUUCCCAUUUUUUUUACAAUAAUUCUCACAAGUUUCUUAAAGUCAUGGACAUGGGGAAUGGGACAGGACCUGGGAUGUCGGGGGAUUAUAGUGGAGGUGGCGAAUUUGUAGUAGGCGACGACGUGAUGCCGGGAAUGGGAGGUGGUGGUAAUGUUAUUCCGGGAAUGGAAGGUGGUGAUGUUAUGCAGAUGAGUCCUGAAUUAAAUUGGAUAUAUGAAAUGGCUUGGUAUGGUGAAAGUAAAAGAGGGGAUGGUUUUUUUUGUGAGGAGCAUCCUUCUAAGCUAACUUCAGAUGGUAUUUGGGAGAGACUUAUUCUGAAAACGGCAGGUCUUAAUAUUUGGCAAUACCGUCUUCCCAAUCUCGAGAUUGUCAUCUUGCUUGUCUUCUUCUUUUGGCAAGCCUUUACUAUCCUGUUCAAGAAAUUGGGUCUUUCUGUUCCAAAGUUCUCCUCUAUGAUGCUUGCGGGACUACUCUUGAAUGUUAUGCUUACUUUAUCGGGUAAUAACUCGAUCAUUGGAGAGAUCUUGGUCCCUAAAAACAGAAUCGACAUUCCAGGAUGCCUUGGAUCAUUUGGAUUCAUGAUUUUCUGGUUUCUCAAAGGUGUGAAAAUGGACGUCAAGAGACUCUUCAAGGCUGAAGCAAAAGCAAGAGUCACUGGAAUCGCAGCGGUUACUUUCCCUGUAGUUGUUGGUUUCUUACUUUCCAAGUUCAGAUCAGCUAAAGAUCGAUCCCUCUCUUCCAGAGAAUAUGACACAGUGCUGCUAAUGGAAAGCCUCACGUCCUUCUCUGGUAUCGCAAGACUCUUGCGCGACCUCGGCAUGAACCAUUCGUCUAUUGGUCGGGUUGCUUUAUCCUCAUCCUUAAUCUCUGAUCUGGUUGGACUCCUAAUCAUGCUGGUCAACGUUUCUCUUGCUUCAAGUUCAAUCAGUGAUGCUUUGGCUUUGAUAGUAGAGAUAUCCUUAUAUCUCUUGAUGACGUUUAAGGUUGUGAGACCAUUCCUAUUCAAAGUGAUCAAGCGGAAACGAGAAGGGAGACCAAUCAAAGACAAAUACAUCUUUGUAAUUCUCAUCUUGCUUUGCUUUUCGUGUAUGUACUGGAACUUAAUCGAGCAGAAUCCUGCACUUGGAGCUUUCGUUCUUGGUCUCGCCAUUCCUAGUGGACCUCCUAUUGGAUCUGUAUUGGUCGAACGGUUAGAGAGCUUUAAUUUUGGUAUUGUGUUGCCUCUCUUCUUAUCAGCCACUAUGCUCAGGGCUGAUAUUAGAUCUUGGAAUGGCGCUUUGACAUUCUUUAGCGGCGAUGAUAAGAAAUUUGCGGUUACGUCUCUUGUCCUGCUCGUCUUCUUAUUGAAGCUCUUUGUCGCAGUGAUUGUACCUUACGUCUACAAAAUGCCAUUGCAAGACUCGGUUAUCCUUUCUCUUAUCAUGUCUCACAAGGGUAUCAUCGAACUCAACUUCUACUUUUACAUUUUCAGCGUCAAAGGAAUAUCAAGAGAUAUAUACUCAAUCCUAGUCUUGUGCAUCGUCAUCAACUCUAUGGUCUUACCAGUGGUGAUCGGGUUUCUCUACGACCCUUCUAAGCAAUUCUUGUGCUAUCAAAAGAGAAAUUUAGAGAGUAUGAAGAAUACUGGAGAGCUAAAGACUCUUGUAUGCAUCCAUAGACCAGACCACAUAUCUUCCAUGAUCAACCUUCUCGAAGCUUCUUAUCAAUCCGAAGAGAGCCCUCUCACUAGCUACGUGCUCCACCUCGUCGAGUUACAAGGUCAAGACGUUCCCACUUUGAUCUCACACAAAGUUCAGAAACUCGGAAUUGGGUCAGAGAAAAAAUAUUCUGAAAACGUCAUCCUCUCUUUCGAACAUUUCCACCGUUACGUCUCAAGUUCUAUCUCCAUUGACACGUUCACUUGCAUCGCAAACGCAAACCAUAUGCAAGAUGAUAUUUGUUGGCUAGCUCUUGAUAAAGCUGUCUCACUUAUCAUUCUUCCUUUCCAUCGGACUUGGUCACUCGACCGAACAUCCAUCGUAUCAGAUGCUGAGAUGAUCAGGUUUCUCAAUUUCAACGUCUUGAAACAAGCUCCUUGUUCUGUUGGCAUCCUUGUCGAACGCCAUCUCGUUAACAAAAAACAAGACGAGCAACAAAGCCUUAAGGUGUGUGUGGUAUUCGUGGGAGGCAGAGAUGAUAGGGAGGCGCUGGCCUUUGCGAAGAGAAUGGCCCGUCAAGAGAACGUGACAUUAACAGUUUUACGUCUCGUCGCAUCGGGAAAGAGCAAAGAAGCGACAGGAUGGGAUCAAAUGCUUGACAUGGUUGAACUAAGAGAGAUGAUGAAAAGCAAAGAUUCAGGGAUGGUAAAAGAAGAAAGAUCAACAAUUUACAUGGAACAAGAGAUCUUGGAUGGAGCGGAUACGUCAAUGCUUCUACGUUCCAUGGCUUUCGAUUACGAUCUUUUCGUCGUGGGGAGAACCUGCGGUGAGAACCACGAGGCGACUAGCGGUAUAGCGAAUUGGUGCGAGUUUGAGGAGCUUGGAGUCAUUGGUGAUUUCUUGGCCUCGCCAGAUUUCCCAAGCAAAACGUCGGUGUUAGUAGUGCAACAACAACGUUCACUAGCCAAUUAUGAUUAGAAGGGGAGAAAGCAUACUAUACUUGGUGGUUGUUGUUACAUAUAUCUCUCAUUUGUAGCAUCUACACACACACAAAAAAAAA
Molecule: messenger RNA, 2791 nt
Organism: Camelina sativa (false flax)
Lineage: Eukaryota; Viridiplantae; Streptophyta; Magnoliopsida; Brassicales; Brassicaceae
Product: cation/H(+) antiporter 8-like
Biological process (GO): regulation of pH; proton transmembrane transport
Cellular component (GO): endomembrane system; membrane
Molecular function (GO): antiporter activity
Source: RefSeq, a predicted model, not a curated record